Molecule: messenger RNA, 864 nt
Organism: Antrostomus carolinensis (chuck-will's-widow)
Lineage: Eukaryota; Metazoa; Chordata; Aves; Caprimulgiformes; Caprimulgidae
Product: E3 ubiquitin-protein ligase RNF113A
Exons: 9
Coding region: 134-820 (228 amino acids)
Biological process (GO): snoRNA splicing
Cellular component (GO): U2-type spliceosomal complex
Molecular function (GO): metal ion binding
Source: RefSeq, a predicted model, not a curated record
CCAGAAGACCAGGAGGAGCACAAAGGAGAGGCCCGCAUACACGCCGAGCAGCAGCGACGAUGAGGGUCCAGCAAAGGACAUCGGAGUCACUUACAAAUCAACAAGGUCGGCGAAACCUGUUGGCCCAGAAGAUAUGGGAGCCACAGCCGUGUAUGAACUGGACACAGAGAAGGAGAAAGAUGCCCAGGCCAUCUUCGAGCGGAGCCAGAAAAUCCAGGAGGAGCUGAGAGGAAAGGAAGAUGAUAAAAUUUACCGUGGUAUUAACAACUACCAGAAGUAUGUGAAGCCCAAAGACACAUCGAUGGGAAACGCCUCUUCAGGAAUGGUCAGAAAAGGACCCAUCCGUGCUCCGGAGCACUUGAGGGCCACAGUGCGGUGGGACUACCAGCCUGACAUCUGCAAGGACUACAAAGAAACUGGGUUCUGUGGCUUUGGAGACAGCUGCAAAUUCCUCCACGACCGCUCAGACUACAAACACGGCUGGCAGAUCGAACGGGAACUGGAUGAAGGCCGGUACGGAGUCAACGAUGAGGAAAACUAUGAAGUGAGCAGCGAUGAGGAGGAUAUGCCUUUCAAAUGCUUCAUCUGCAGAAGUUCCUUCAAGAAUCCGGUGGUCACCAAGUGUAGGCACUACUUCUGUGAGAGCUGUGCCCUCCAACACUAUCGCAAAUCCCAGCGCUGCUACGUCUGUGACAAGCAAACCAACGGAGUCUUCAACCCGGCCAAAGAGCUCAUGGCAAAAUUGGAAAAACACAAAGGGGAGGAAGAAGAGGAGGAUGAAGAGCACCAGCAUUCAGACCAUAGAGAGGAUCUGCAGUAGCAGAGUGAACUGUUUUGUAUGUAGCUGAAUAAAGCUUUCAUGGG